Molecule: messenger RNA, 5033 nt
Organism: Malaya genurostris
Lineage: Eukaryota; Metazoa; Arthropoda; Insecta; Diptera; Culicidae
Product: mucin-2-like
Exons: 1
Source: RefSeq, a predicted model, not a curated record
UCAACUACACCAGAUAUAACAACAACAACAACUGAUAGCACCACUUCAACAACACCUGAAUCAACGACAACUGAAGGCACAACAUCAACAACACCUGAAUCAACAACCACGACUGAAAGCAUCACUUCAACAACAUCUGAAUCAACGACAACUGAAGGCAUCACAUCAACUACACCAGAAUCAACGACAAAAACUGAAGGCACAACAUCAACAACACCUGAAUCAACAACCACAACUGAAAGCAUCACUUCAACAACAUAUGAAUCAACGACAACUGAAGGAAUCACUUCAACCACACCUGAAUCAACGACAACAACUGAAGCAAUCACUUCAACAAGAUCUGAAUCAACGACAACAACUGAAGGAAUCACUUCAACAACAUCUGAAUCAACAACCACAACUGAAAGUAUCACUUCAACAACAUCUGAAUCAACGACAACUGAAGGCAUCACUUCAACCACUCCAGAUAUAACAACAACAACUGAUAGCACCACUGCAACAACACCUGAAUCAACGACAACUGAAGGCACAACAUCAACAACACCUGAAUCAACAACCACGACUGAAAGCAUCACUUCAACAACAUCUGAAUCAACGACAACUGAAGGCAUCACUUCAACUACACCAGAAUCAACGACAACAACUGAAGGCACAACAUCAACAACACCUGAAUCAACAACCACAACUGAAAGCAUCACUUCAACGACACCUGAAUCAACGACAACAACUGAAGGCACAACAUCAACAACGCCUGAAUCAACAACCACAACUGAUAGCACCACUUCAACAACACCUGAAUCAACGACAACAACUGAAGGCACAACAUCAACAACGCCUGAAUCAACAACCACAACUGAAAGCAUCACUUCAACUACACCAUUAUCAACGACAACAACUGAAAGCAUCAAUACAACAACACCUGAAUCAACAACCACAACUGGAAGUAUCACUUCAACAACACCUGAAUCAACGACAACUGAAGGCACAACAUCAACAACACCUGAAUCAACAACCACGACUGAAAGCAUCACUUCAACAACAUCUGAAUCAACGACAACUGAAGGCAUCACAUCAACUACACCAGAAUCAACGACAACAACUGAAGCAAUCACUUCAACAAGAUCUGAAUCAACGACAACAUUUGAAGGAAUCACUUCAACAACAUCUGAAUCAACAACCACAACUGAAAGCAUCACUUCAACAAUACCUGAAUCAACGACAACAUAAGGCAUCACUUCAACUACACCAGAUAUAACAACAACAACAACUGAUAGCACCACUUCAACAACACCUGAAUCAACGACAACUGAAGGCACAACAUCAACAACACCUGAAUCAACAACCACGACUGAAAGCAUCACUUCAACAACAUCUGAAUCAACGACAACUGAAGGCAUCACUUCAACCACACCAGAUAUAACAACAACAACUGAUAGCACCACUUCAACAACACCUGAAUCAACAACCACAACUGAAAGCAUCACUUCAACUACACCAGAAUCAACGACAACAACUGAACGCAUCACUUCAACAACACCAGAAUCAACGACAACAACUGAAGGUAUCACUUUAACCACAACAGAAUCAACAACCACAACUGAAAGCAUCACUUCAACUACACCUGAAUCAACAACCACAACUGAAAGCAUCACUUCAACUACACCAGAAUCAACGACAACAACUGAAGGCACAACAUUAACAACACCUGAAUCAACAACCACAACUGCAAGUAUCACUUCAACAACAUCUGAAUCAACGACAACUGAAGGCAUCACUUCAACCACACCAGAUAUAACAACAACAACUGAUAGCACAACUUCAACAACACCUGAAUCAACGACAACAACUGAAGGCACAACAUCAACAACACCUGAAUCAACAACCACAACUGAAAGCAUCACUUCAACUACACCAGAAUCAACGACAACAACUGAAGGCAUCACUUCAACAACACCAGAAUCAACAACCACAACUGAAAGUAUCACUUCAACAACAUCUGAAUCAACGACAACUGAAGGAAUCACCUCAACCACAGCAGAUAUAACAACAACAACUGAUAGCAUCACUUCAACAACACCUGAAUCAACGACAACAAUUGAAGGCACAACAUCAACAACACCUGAAUCAACAACCACAACUGAAAGCAUCACUUCAACUACACCAGAAUCAUCGACAACAACUGAAAGCAUCACUACAACAACACCUGAAUCAACAACCACAACUAAAAGCAUCACUUCAACAACAUAUGAAUCAACGACAACUGAAGGAAUCACUUCAACCACACCUGAAUCAACGACAACAACUGAAGAAAUCACUUCAACAAGAUCUGAAUCAACGACAACAACUGAAGGAAUCACUUCAACAACAUCUGAAUCAACAACCACAACUGAAAGCAUCACUUCAACAAUAUCUGAAUCAACGACAACAUAAGGCAUCACUUCAACUACACCAGAUAUAACAACAACUGAUAGCAUCGCUUCAACAACACCUGAAUCAACGACAACAACUGAAGGCACAACAUCAACAAUACCUGAAUCAACAACCACAACUGAAAGCAUCACUUCAACUACACCAGAAUCAUCGACAACAACUGAAGGAAUCACUUCAACAACACCAGAAUCAACAACCACAACUGAAAGCAUCAUUUCAACAACAUCUGAAACAACGACAAUAGAAGGCAUCACUUCAACCACACCUGAAUCAACGACAACAACUGAAAGCAUCACUUCAACAACAUCUGAAUCAACUACAACAACUGAAGGCACAACAUCAACAACACCUGAAUCAACAACCACAACUGAAAGCAUCACUUCAACUACAACAGAAUCAUCGACAACAACUGAAGGAAUCACUUCAACAACACCAGAAUCAACGACAACAACUGAAAGCAUCACUACAACAACACCUGAAUCAACAACCACAACUGAAGGCAUCACUUCAACUACACCAGAAUCAACAACCACAACUGAAACAAUCACUGCAACAACACCUGAAUCAACGACAACAACUGUAGGCAACACUUUGUUAACAGUGGAGUCAACUUUUAUGACUUUUAUAAAUAAAUAUUAGAAUAAUUAAAUAGAAAAUUUAACUAUUCUAUUAUGUAACUCAGACAGCGAAGAAAAUCUAUGGUAUAUUCUCAUUUGAUUAAAAUUAUUAAAAAAAAUCUGGCAGAUUAACCUUAAUGGGGUGUUUAUGCCUCUCUCAUUGAAUAUAAACAGGAAAGUUGGUUCGGGCGUAAACUAGCAUAACCUAUCCAUAUACAGAAGAUUUUUGCAUUAUUGGUGUAAAUGACGGCUUGAGAUUUCAAACACUCAUCACCCUGUAUUCCAAACGGGAAUAGUUUUGAGUCCAAUUUAAGCGAAUUUUUCCUCUUUUGCAUCGUCCCUUGCAAAAAGUCGGUGCAAGGGAAUCAUAUUUUCUUUAAAUAAAUUGCUCUCACGUGCUCUCGCCGUAAUACACCCAUGUGUGCGCUGACGAGCGAGCACUUCUGUGAUUUUUAUCAAUUUAGAGAGAGUAGAGCUGGUCUAUUUAUUGCAGUAGGAUACACAAAAUUCAGCGAUAAAUUGUAUUUUCGUUAAAUAUUCGAGCCCCUCGUUUCUCUUGAGCGAACCGUACACCAGAGUGCACAUCGGCGUGUUCACUUCGGUAAAAUAUCUGCGUCCACCUCAGAGAAUUUGAGAGCACUUUUCAGGCAUUUUAUUGCGAAGCAAUGAAAAAAUAAAUAAAUAAAAUAGCGCUCCCAUGGAGCGUGCACACUGUAAAAAACAGUGUGCACGCUCCAGUAUGUGUGUAAAAAAGAAGAGCUUUCGUUGAUGUUGUCAGUGCAAGAGGAGAAAUUACACUUGCUUUUCGUCACAGGGGAAGAUGGACAUCUCUGCACACAGGCAUAUAUGGCACUCGACUCGGUCCGUACAAUCUACAAUCUUCCACAUACAACGACAACAAAUUUUUCACAAACAUUACAAAACAUAUACUAUGCCCUCGGCAUCUUAGAGUUAAAGCAGUGUGCCUGUGUGUAUUGUCAAAUUAAUAAAAAAAAACAUUCGAUGCUUUUUAAUUAAUUGAAAUAAAAUCACUUUCACACUUUCUAGAGUAAUCAAAAGAUUGGGCUUUUUUUCUCAAGCCGUAAUGUAUGUAACCCCUCUAACAUUUUUCCAUAAAUUUCUAAGAAGUGGCAAAAUAUUAUUUAGUAAUAACUAAAACUUAAAAAUGAAAUAAAUCUAUAAUAUAUUCUCCACCCCGGAUUUCCUUAAUCAUUAUACUAAUCCGACUCCUUUUUGAUAACCUGCGCUUAUAACCGCUUCGCCGUCUACUGUAUCAAAGUUGGUAGCAUUUCAUUAUCAAGCAUUAGUGCGAAUAGAAGUGGUCUGGGGCUCGAACAAUUAUUACUACAGAUCAUUAAACUUUGCAAUAUAUGAAAUAUUUUUAUAAAGAGAACGAAGAGGUUAAAGCAAAUAACAAGCAACCAAGUAAGCAAGUUUAGUUUCUCUUCUGAAUGUUGUGACAUUAUCACAAACACUUUCCAACCUAUAUUCGAAAUUGGUAAAGUAUAGCACAUUUCACAUUAUAGUAAAUUAGUUUAAAAAUUGUGGGAACUUAGCUAAGUAAUAUGAACGAUUACGGAGACGAAUUACGGAGAUAACAGAAAAUAGUGUGAUAUCAUAAGAUAUUUCUAGCAAAUUUUCAAAUAUUUAUUCCAGUUGCCAAAAUAUUGGGAGGGGCAUGGCCACUCCAAAAAAUCUUUUGGAAGGGCAAAAAAUGCUUUGCCCCCCAUAGUUGCCGCCCCUGUGUAGGUUUAUUAAUUGACAAACGGUUUUCAUAGCGUAGACAAAAGAUUACCGAUCCGUUUUGCAUAAAAAGUACACUGACAAAACUAUUUUGUGAAUCUACAUCAAUUUUCAUGCACAUAUUUGUACCAUGUAAUUGAAUUGAAAGUUACUUUACAGUUCUUCAUUUUUCAAUAUACUUUGAAAGCAAAUCUAAGUGUUUUUUUAAACAUAGUCUUGUUAGUGCAUUUUUCUUUAAUUUUU